AUGGAUAAGGAUUCUGGUAUUAAAGGUCAUGAUAAGUGUGUAAUGCAUAAAACGUGUAUAGCUAUGUGGGAAGCGUGCCAAAAUAUAGCUCAACGUGGUUAUGAUGAAAGUGAAAAUAGCUUAAAUAAAGGGAAUUUUAUAGAGUUAUUGCAAUUAUGUGCUAAAAGAGAUGUAAGAUUAAAAAAUAAAAUUGAAUGUUUACCAAAAAAUGGCAAAUACACUCAUCAUUCUAUACAAAAUCAAUUGUUUUCAAUAAUGAGUAAAUUAGUACUACAAUCAAUUUCAAAUGAAAUAAAAGAAUGCAAAUAUUUUGCAAUUUUAGCAGAUGAAACAAAUGAUAUCUCUAAAACAGAACAGUUAUCUAUCAUGGUACGGUAUUUUCAUAAAAACAUUAUUCAUGAAAGAUUUUUAGGAUUUGUUCCAUGUUCUUCUUUAAAUGCACAAUCACUGUUUAAUUAUAUUAAAUGCACAUUGUCUGAUUGUGAAAUUGACAUAAAUAAUUGUGUUGCUCAGACUUAUGAUGGGGCAGCAGUAAUGAGUGGCAAUGCUAACGAUGUACAGGCAAUUUUUCAACGAGAAGUACCACAAGCAAUUUAUACCCACUGUUAUAAUCAUCGAUUAAAUCUUGUUGUUGUAGAUGUUUGUAAAAAUAUUCCAGAAGUGGCUACAUUUUUUUCAUUACUUCAAAAAAUCUAUAAUUUUAUUAGUAGAUCAACAGUACACACCGAAUUUAUUGAACUACAAAAAAAGUUAAGCCCAAAACAUAAAUGUGUGGAAUUAAAAAACUAUUUGCAAAGAGCUGAUUCUGAUAUAAGUUCUAGCUGUAUUCUUGUUAAUUCAUUGGUUUCACAUUUAAAUGAAUAUAGAAAUACAAUUGAAAAUUUUAAUGAAUUGAUGAAUGAAGUUAAUUUAGCUGCUGAAAAUAACAACAUAAAAAGCCUAGAAACGGCAAAGAAAAAAAGAACAGUGAAGUUACCUACAAAGUUUACUGCAUUUUUAACAGAAUCAAUAACAGAAACCAGAGCCAUACAAAAUACUAACGAUUUAAAGUUAAUGAUAUUUUAUCCUGUAAUUGAUAGAAUGGUGAGUGAAUUGAACAAAAGAUUCACUAACAACAGCCCAAUUUUAAAAGGAAUAGGUUCUUUUAAUCCUAUUAGUUCAACAUUUUUGGAUAUGAACAAAAUACAACCACUUUCCUUACAUUAUGGUACUGAUUCAGACAGCUUGUUAGCUAAAUUAAAACUAUUACCAAAACUUAUUAAGAGAUAUAAAGAAGAAAAUAAUUGUGAAAUAAAGACUAUACUUGAUUUAGUAUAUUUAUUAGAAAAGUAUAAAAUGGCUUUUUGUGAAACAUAUAUUUUAUGUACAAUUUCAAUUAUAAUACCACCUUCAAGUGCAGGAGCUGAACGAACUUUUUCAAGCUUAAGACAGGUUAAAAUCUAUUUAAGAAAUCAUAUGUCCAACGAAAAAUUAAAAUCCAUCGCAAUAUUAGCUAUUGAAAAAAAAGCCUCUAAAAACUUAAAUUUAGACAUGGUUGUAGAUAAAUUUACGCUUCAAAUUGGACAAAUGACUAUAUUAUGUCCUAAGUGCCAUGCAAAAAAAUGGAAAGAUGAAACCCAUAGCCUUUGCUGCGCUGACGGUAAAGUUGUUUUACACCAAUUCGAGGAUCUUCCAGACCCAAUUAAAAGUUUAAUUGAUAAUUCUCACCCUCUAUCAAAACAUUUCUUUGAUAAUUCUAGACGGUAUAAUACUCUGUUUCAAAUGACAUCAUUUGGAGCAAACGAAGUAGCUGAAGGGAACUUCAUGUCCUCUUUUAAAAUUCAGGGUCAAGUGCAUCAUUUAAUAGAGUCGGAUCAAAUAUAA
Melanaphis sacchari is the source of this 1863-nucleotide messenger RNA. RefSeq lists its product as uncharacterized. NCBI's taxonomy places the organism in Eukaryota, Metazoa, Arthropoda, Insecta, Hemiptera, Aphididae. Gene Ontology annotation, molecular function: protein dimerization activity. The transcript is spliced from 5 exons. The coding region runs from base 1 to 1863 and encodes 620 amino acids. The record is from RefSeq and is a predicted model, not a curated record.